This is a messenger RNA of Nomia melanderi (Alkali bee), 3576 nucleotides long. RefSeq names its product extended synaptotagmin-like protein 2 (gene Esyt2). Gene Ontology annotation, cellular component: endoplasmic reticulum membrane. NCBI's taxonomy places the organism in Eukaryota, Metazoa, Arthropoda, Insecta, Hymenoptera, Halictidae. The record is from RefSeq and is a predicted model, not a curated record. Gene Ontology annotation, molecular function: calcium-dependent phospholipid binding; phosphatidylethanolamine binding; phosphatidylinositol binding. Gene Ontology annotation, biological process: lipid transport.
AAAUGUGUGUAUAUACAUAUAUAUAUGUGUACAUGUAUAUAAUCAUAGUUAUUCACAGUUAGUGACUCACCAUGAGAGAUGCUAAAUUGCAAUAAUUGAUUGGUCUUGAAUAAUAAGAACGUUUUCACAUUUUAUUAUGCUUAUAGUCACAGUUUCAUAAAGUUAUUAACAUUAUAUUUGCAACUGAAAGCUAAUAAUAAACCCAAGUAAAUAGAUCCUUCACAAGUUAAAAAUACAAGUUUUAAUAAAUAUUGAUAAACUGAAGAUUAAUUGUUAUUUAUUAUAAAUGGAGGGAAAUUGUGAAAACAAUGAAGUUUCUAAGUCAAACCCAUGGCCAUAUAUGAAUGUGGGUUCACUAACUAUAUCAUUUCUUACCAAAUUGGCAACUGCUGGUAUCAUUUGGGGAUGCGGAUAUUUAAAUUUAAGUAUAGCAUGGUUGAUUGCACCCAUUGCUUUAGCAGCAUGGAAGACGGAACGAAGGAAAGACAAUGAAUUAAAAGCAAUUACUGCAAAAGCAAGCGUAAUGGCCAAAGAGAAAGAAUUGAUAAUGAGUCGAUUAGAUGAAUUGCCGUCAUGGGUUUAUUUUCCUGACUUUGACAGAGCUGAAUGGCUAAAUAAAGUUCUUUACAAAGUUUGGCCAAAUAUAAACCAUUUUGCUCGAGAAUUAUGCAAACAAAGUAUAGAACCUGCUAUUGUUGAGAAAUUAACAGAGUACAAAAUAAAAGGAUUUCAAUUUGAUAGAUUAGUUCUGGGUCGUAUUCCUUUGAAAAUUUAUGGAAUCAAAGCUUAUGAUAAAAACACUUCAAGGAAUGAAGUUAUAAUGGAUGCUGAUAUUAUGUAUGCUGGGGAUUGUGAUAUUACUUUUUCUGUUGGAAAUAUAAAAGGCGGUAUUAAAGAUUUUCAGAUUCGUGGAAUGAUGAGAAUAGUUAUGAAACCACUGAUACCAAUUAUGCCUAUAAUUGGAGGUGUACAAGCAUUUUUCUUAAAUCCUCCAGCUAUUAAUUUUAAUUUAGUAGGAGUAGCGGAUGUCCUUGAUUUACCUGGAUUUAACGAUAUAUUAAGAAAAACGAUAGUAGAACAAAUUGCAGCCUUUGUGGUAUUGCCAAAUAAAAUUGUUAUACCUUUAAGUGAAUCAGUACCUGUUGAAACAUUGAAAAUGCCUGAACCAGAAGGAGUUCUAAGAAUACAUGUAGUAGAAGCAAAGCAUCUUAUGAAAAAGGAUAUUGGAGUAUUGGGUAAGGGAAAAUCGGAUCCAUAUGCAAUUAUAAAUGUAGGAGCACAAGAAUUCCGAACAAAAACUAUAGACAACACUGUGAACCCAAAGUGGGAUUUUUGGUGUGAGGCUGUGAUCUGCUCAUGUAUAAUGCAGAAGGCUAUGGUGUUUCUGUGGGAUAGGGAUGCAAGCAUCCCAUGUGUUCAGUAUGAUGACUUCCUUGGCAGAGCUAGUAUCGAAGUUAGUCGAGUAAAGAAGAAGGGAAAUAUUGACACAUGGGUCUCAUUAGAGCAAGCAAAACAUGGUAUGGUUCAUCUACGAUUAACAUGGUUCCAAUUUUCAAAAAAUGUUGCUGAUUUACAAGCUGCUUUGAUGGAAACUCAAGAACUUCGAAUAACAUCUAUGAGUACAGCUCUUCUCGUUCUUUACAUUGAUUCAGCAAGAAAUUUGCCAUGUGUUCGAGGAAAUAAACAACCGGAUGUUUAUCUUGAAGCAAGUGUUGGUGGAAACACGAAAAGAACAGCUACAAUGUUACGAUCUUGUGAUCCAGUAUGGGAACAGGGUUUCACAUUUUUAGUUAGCAAUCCAGAAACUGGUAUUUUACACCUAAAGAUUACAGAUGAAAAGACUACUCUUGUUGUAGGAGAAAUGAAUUACAAUAUCUCUUUACUUUUAAAACAGAAUAAUCUUGAAAUUACACAACAGCCCUAUGACCUACAAAUGGCCGAGGCUGAUAGCAAAAUAAUAUUGUCUAUGUCUUUAAAUAUUUUAAAAUAUGAAGAACCUGAACCUACAUCAGAAGAGGACGAUGACGAUCAUGAUAUUAAUCAGCUAAAGAAAAGAAUUGACCGUCAAGAAUCGAAUAUUAGUAAUACGCUAUCAUCUAGUCUUCCCCCUAGUCCGUUGAAAAAACAACCAUCGAAAGAGUCGAUUAAUAGUUUAACACGUAGUACUGAAUCAGGUGGAGCAAUUGUACCUGAAGAAACAGUUGCACCAAACGAAGAAUUAAUUGUUACUAAUACUGUUUCAUCUCUUAAUGAAAGUCCUCAGCUACUUCAUAGAAAUUUAAGUGUAACAUCAUCGUCAGGCGAAGCUAAAUUGGGACGAAUACAAUUGUCCUUACGUUAUAGUGUUCAAAGGCAAAAGCUUAUAAUUGUAGUACAUAAAAUAGCUAACUUACCUCUCCCGCAUAAUGAUCCAUACAAUAUACCAGACCCGUAUGUAAAACUCUACCUCUUACCAGAUCGUUAUAAGGAAACGAAACGUAAAACAGCGGUAAUGAAAGACAAUUGCAAUCCAAUUUUUGACGAACAAUUUGAGUAUGUUGUUUCUCAAGGUGAUUUAAAUUCUCGUACAUUGGAAAUAUCAGUAUGCACUCAAAAAGGCUGGUUAUCUGCUGGAAGUAAAGUAAUGGGUCAAGUACAUUUAAAUUUGAGUGAAAUUGAUCUUACAAAAUCUUCUACAAGCUGGUACGAUUUGCAACCAGAGACUAAAGACUAGAAAUUGAAGAAAAGCAAGUGGAGAUUCGCACAGUUGUUCAUGUGUUUCUGAAAACCGACUGUCGUUGAAUUUUCACAAUGCAAUCUCUAAAGCUCUGAAACGUCUGAAGCUCAAGUGAAGUGAUCAAACAAAGAAACGAAAAUUAUAAAAUAUUUGCUACUUUAAGCUUUACAAAAUGUAUGAAAGUAACAGCAGUUACAUUUAUUUGUUUAUACUUCGACCGUCCACUGACGCUAAAAAUUUUAUUUCUGUAGAUGCCUUAUACAUCGUUUAACGUAUUGUUUACAUUAUUUAAGCUUAUAGAAUAUUUUUAACGAUAGUAAGUGCCAUCAAAAUGGUCUAUUCUUACAAAGUAUUCACGUGAUCUGCAUAGAAAUAUUUAUAUGCAUAAUAUUACUACCAUACACAUAAUAAUUCAUUAGAUAAUUGCAAAACACGCAAUUUCAUAUUUUAUAUGAAAAUUUAAUAGUUGGAUUAUUAUGUUCAUUUACGCUUACAUUUACAAACGCUGAAUGUUUGAUUUUGCUUCUGCUACGCUUAAUUGUUCCUUUGUUUUAUGUAUUACUAACUAUAUAGAUGACGCAUUUAUCUAUGUUAAAAGAUAUAUUAAUAAUUUUAUGAUCUGCACAUUAUAUUAUUAACUAAGAAAUAUAACGAUUAAAAGUACUGUUCAAUAUUUAUAGUUAAUAUAAACAGUUGAAUCAAAUUAACAUAUACAUGUUAUAUUUAUACGAGAGUUUUUGCUAUAUUGUAUAUUAAUAUAUAUUAUAUAAAUUUAUGUUUUUUUUAUACUGGUGAAAAAUGAUACCAGUAUAAUGUUACAAGUUAUUGACGAAGAUAAUAAAUAAAUAUACAGUUUCAAA